Molecule: messenger RNA, 2812 nt
Organism: Chelonia mydas (Green sea turtle)
Lineage: Eukaryota; Metazoa; Chordata; Testudines; Cheloniidae
Product: myotubularin-related protein 9-like
Exons: 11
Coding region: 1-1740 (579 amino acids)
Biological process (GO): negative regulation of autophagy
Source: RefSeq, a predicted model, not a curated record
AUGGAGUUUGCAGAGCUGAUCAAGACAGCGAAGGUGGAGAACGUGCAGCUCUCAUGCUCUGGGCUCCCGCCGAUCAAGGGGACGCUGUGCAUCACCAGCCAUCACCUGCUGCUGUCGUCCCAGCCCGGGGGCAACGGGGAGCAGGGCACGGUGGAGCUUUGGCUUCUCAUCCGGAACGUGGACGCUGUUGAGAAAAGUGUUCAGAACCUAAGCUGGUACCAAACCUCCAGGACUAACAGCUCCCACCAAGACACCAGGGUUGCAAAUUCCUUGGGCACAAUCACACUCAAGUGCAAAGACCUGAAGGUGCUGCAGCUGGAGAUCCCGGGUAUGGAGGAAUGUCUCAACAUCGCCAGUUCCACUGAGGCCCUCUCUUCUGUGGAUUCAGUGAUGAUGAUGUACCCAUUCUUCUACAGACCCCAAAGCAUGAAGCUCAAGGAUGGAUGGCAGCUUUACCCCCUCCAAUAUUACUACGAACAAAUUGCCUCAGAGACAGGUGCUUGGAGGCUGAGCUGUGCUAACGGGGAUUUCACCAUCUGCUCCAGUUACCCACCAGCUGUAAUUGUACCAGCCACAGUGGACGAUAACAUCUUGAAGAAGGCCGCCCGGUUCCGCCAGGGGGGACGAUUCCCUGUCCUCAGCUACUAUCACAAGAAGAACGGGACGGUGAUGCUCCGUAGCAGCCAGCCGCUGAUAGGACCCAACAGGAAGCGCUGCCAAGAGGACGAGGUGCUGCUCAGUGCCGCCCUGGAUGGAGCGGGGCGCGGCUUCAUAAUCGAUACCCGCUCAGCUCAGGCAGCCAAGCAGGCCCGGAUGAUGGGGGGCGGCACGGAGCCCACAUCCUCCUAUCCCCGCUGGAAGAGGCUGCACAGGCCACUGGAGAGGGGCCGCCCGCUCCAGGAGAGUUUCAUUAAGCUGGUAGAAGCCUGCAACGACACUUCCCUCAGCAUGGACCGCUGGCUGAGCAAGCUGGAGAGCUCCAAAUGGCUGGCCCACGUCAAGGGGGCCCUGAGCACUGCCUGCCUGGCCGCCCAGUGCAUGGAGAGGGAAGAGGCCUGCGUCCUGGUGCAUGGAGCCGAGGGGACAGAUACCACCCUGCUGGUGACGGCUCUGGCCCAGGUGAUCCUUGACCCUGACUGCAGGACGCUAGCUGGGUUCCAGGGGCUGCUGCAGCGGGAGUGGAUAGAGGCAGGACACCCGUUUCACUUCCGCAACGCCCACUCCGCCUACUCCCACGCCCGACUCAAGCAGGAGGCUCCCAUCUUCCUCCUCUUCCUCGACUGUGUCUGGCAGCUGGGGCGCCAGUUCCCCUUCUCCCUGCAGUUUAGCGAGCGCCUGCUGCUGGUGCUGUUCGAACACACGUACGCAUCUUGCUACGGGACCUUUCUGUGCAACAGCGAGAAGGAAAGGUGCUUGUGUAAAGUGAAGGAGAAAACUCACUCCCUCUGGGCCUGGCUGAACCAACCCAGUGAGUGGAAGAAACACCUGAAUCCCCUGUACACAUACAACGCCCUGGUCAUCUGGCCGUCCGUGGAGCCUCAGAGCCUGCAGCUCUGGCAGGGUUUGUUCCUCCGGUGGAUCCGAUCCUCUCAAUACUUAGAUGAGGCCUGGGCAGAAAUCCAGCGACUAGUGACAAGCUGUGAAGAUGCCCCAGAGGAGAGCGCAGGGUGCACACUGUGCCACUCACAACCAGACGCUGCGUACCCACUGACAAUCACAGGGACGGCAAAUGAAGGAUGAACCAGAACAUCAGUGGCUGCAACAGAACAGCUGAUGGCUCAGGCACGGCCACAUCUCCCAUCUACCACUCAGACUGCUCCAGAGGCAGCGAGGAGAGACGCUGCUUCUUAGGGAGUGAGGCUUUGUGCUGGUCACAUAGGCCCUGUUGAUGCCACAUACAAAUCUGGACAGCAGGCCAGGCUCUGAGCCGAACGUGCCAGGCGCACGGGGAUCAGAGGACACAUGGGGCGGACGCGGACCCAACCUCGUGGCACAACGCUUUGAGCGGUUACAAAGUACAGACUGGGUUUGUUACAGUAAAAUGGUCUCUACUCAUGACAUCUCCUCCUUUCGAGGGGGGAAACAUUCAGGGCAUGUCUACACUGCAAUAAAAACCCCACACCACUGAGGCUCAGAGCCUGGGUCAGCUUACUAGGGGUAGCAGAGCUAAAAAAAGAUAUUUAGCAUCAAAACCUUCCUAGUGCAAGAAGUAACUGUUCCAUGAAGAAAGUCAGCUCAGUCUCACUUCCUGCACAAAGCAAUGGGGUCAUGUGCAUUUGUCAUCUGGACACAUAGCAACCAGUAAUUGUUUUCUGACUUGUUUAUAGAUUUCUGACUUGUUUAGUGAUUCCAGAUAUUAGUGAAGGGGAGAUGCCAUUGGACAGUGAUGGGUGGGUAAGAGAUUUAUCCAGGGAAACAGAGAGAACCAAGCUGAGUUUACCCACAGCCACUGCAAGGACUGAUACACUUGUACUCAUCUGGUUAUAAAAGAUUUAUAUUUAUCAUUUCCUCUUGCGCUUAUUUUCCCACAGCCUUAUAAAUAUCUCCAGCAGGGCAGGAAGUCAGUGUCCACAGCAGCAGGGCGCAAGCUGGCUCAUUCUUCCCUCUGGUCUCUCACCACUCAGACUACCUCAGACAAAGCAGCUGAUCCUACCUACCAUUCCGGACUGGUUUCUCUUUUAGGCUCACACCCUCAGCAUUCACUCCCAAGAGCUCCAUGCUGCCACCCAUUGGAACAGACUAACUUUAAGCCUGGACAAAACUCCAGGAGAGGAGCCAAUGGGGGGCUGGAAAAAAACAAGUGGAAGGGGGG